GUUCUUCGCUAAAUCCUCUGUCGAUGAUGCAACCGGCGGCGAUCGUAUAUUUCUUGACGCUCUGCGGAUUCCUCAGUGCAAAGACAUUAAACAUGACAAUCGACAACUUGCAAGAACUCAUGUUAAAUGCGCUGAAUGAUAUCAAGAACAAUGUCGAUGACAAUCUCAACACGUUGGAACUGAUUAAAAAAGCGGGAUAUCUUGCAGAGGCUCAUGUUGUAUUGACGGAGGACGGCUAUCUCUUAACGAUACAUCGUAUUCCAGGUGCCAAAAAUUCUCCACCAGUGUUUGUGCAACACGGUCUUUUGUGCAGCUCCGCAGCCUGGAUCAUAAACGGCAAGCAAGGAGCAUUAGCUUACAAAUUGGCCGAUCAAGGAUAUAACGUUUGGUUGGGCAACUUCCGCGGGAACACUUACUCGAGAACGCACAUUUCUCUGUCGCCGUCAGAUUCGAAGUUCUGGGAUUUCAGCUUUGAAGAAAUUGGCACGUAUGAUCUUCCCGCGAUUAUCUCAUAUAUCACGAACCUAACGUCGAAACCAUUGUAUACGUACAUCGGUCAUUCGAUGGGCACGACCACAUUUUAUGUGAUGGCAAUAAAACGUCCAGAAAUUGCUAAAAUGGUCAGAAUGAUGAUCAGCCUCGCACCAGCAGCCUUUAUAGGAAAUAUGACAAGCUCAUUGCAAUUGCUCGUUCCUUUUACAAGUUCCUUCGAGGCAAUGCAUUUCUUAGGCAUAUAUGAAUUCUUGCCGACGAACUGUGUACUGCAGUAUCUAAUGAAAGUGUUAUGCAACAUCGAUUUCUUUACACAACAGAUCUGCAGUAACAUAAUUUUCUAUAUCUGCGGCUUCGAUGAAGAACAGUUUAAUUAUAAUUUAUUGCCCAUGAUCUUGGUCCAAUUUCCAUCCGGCACUUCAAUCAAACUCGUGUCGCAUUUCCUUCAGGAAAUAAACUCGGGCAAGUUUCGUGCAUACGAUUACGGAAGAGAAAAAAAUAUGCAGAUCUACAAUGCGACAAUACCACCCGAUUACGAUUUAUCACGUAUCACAGUACCGAUCGCGCUGAUUCAUGCCGGUAACGAUUGGGUUGUUACUGAAAAAGACUUGAAGAUGCUUCGUGACUCGCUUACCAAUAUAGUGGAAGACUACAGAGUGCCAUUUCCCAAAUUCAAUCACGCCGUCUUUAUGUGGGCCAAAGACGUAGAUGCGCUGGUGCGUAAUAACUUCGUAUAG
Messenger RNA from Linepithema humile (Argentine ant), 1229 nucleotides. Its product is annotated as lipase 3-like. Gene Ontology annotation, biological process: lipid metabolic process. NCBI's taxonomy places the organism in Eukaryota, Metazoa, Arthropoda, Insecta, Hymenoptera, Formicidae. Gene Ontology annotation, molecular function: hydrolase activity, acting on ester bonds. The record is from RefSeq and is a predicted model, not a curated record.